This is a messenger RNA of Solea solea (common sole), 1067 nucleotides long. RefSeq names its product parvalbumin 7 (gene pvalb7). The coding region runs from base 118 to 444 and encodes 108 amino acids. Gene Ontology annotation, molecular function: calcium ion binding. The transcript is spliced from 5 exons. NCBI's taxonomy places the organism in Eukaryota, Metazoa, Chordata, Actinopteri, Pleuronectiformes, Soleidae. Gene Ontology annotation, cellular component: cytoplasm; nucleus. The record is from RefSeq and is a predicted model, not a curated record.
GACACACACACACAAAAACACACACACACACACACGUCAGUGAGAGGAGAGAGGGAAGAGAGACGGAAACAAUCAACUCAAAGAGAGAAGAGACGGUGAGAGCGGACAGCUGACAAAAUGCCGAUGACCGAUCUGUUGAAAGCUGAGGAGAUCAAGAAUGCUCUUGAUGCCUUUGCAGCAGAAACAUUCGAUCCUAAGAAGUUCUUUGAAUUGGUCGGAAUGACGGCCAUGUCUGCCGACGAGGUCAAGAAGGUUUUCCAGGUUCUGGACGUGGACGGUAGUGGGUUUAUAGAAGAGGAAGAGCUCAAGUUUGUACUGAAGGGCUUCUCCAAGGACGGCAGAGAUCUGACUGAUGCCGAAACAAAAGAGUUCCUGAAAGCGGCAGACAAAGACGGCGACGGCAAGAUCGGCAUUGAUGAGUUUGAGGCCAUGGUACACGAGUAAGGAAUGGUCGAACACCCGCUGCCUCCACUGUCGCCUCCUCUUUGUCCCUGCAUUCACAUUUUUUGCAUCUGCCGCCUUCAAACUUCCUCUGGACCCCAAUCGUGGAGUCAAACCAAGCUUCCUGUCUACAAAACACAACAAGCAGAGACAGGCCGACAGAGAGAGCCACCACGAGGAGACACAGACAGGCAUACUUGUUAGGCGCCACUUUCAUUUUCCAAUUAAAUUUUCUUUCUUUUUUUUCAAUAUAUUUAAUCUCUCAUGUUGUGUUGGUGUCAGAAUAAAAAUCAUCCAUAUUUCAUGAGGAUAGUUUGUGGUUUCAAACAGGUGCUUGUGCUGUAAGUGGUGUAGAUGUGAUGACAGACUUGUUAUAGCUUCCUGUGUAUUUCAGGUUGUGCAUCUUGUCUAAUUGUUUUUUUUUCUAGAUGUUAACAUAACAGUGCACCUUCCUCCCACCCCUCAUCCUCAUCAUCCACCUUCACUCAGCUCACCUCCUCUCCUCUAUCCCCUCCACCUCCUCCUCUUCCUUACCCUCCACCUCUGAUCAGAUGAUAUAGUAAGUCAAACGAGAAAAGGUGUAAAGACUGAGUAAGAAAUGAUAAUAAAUAAAAGUUGAGUAAGAA